This is a messenger RNA of Selaginella moellendorffii, 1316 nucleotides long. RefSeq names its product eukaryotic initiation factor 4A-3. The record is from RefSeq and is a predicted model, not a curated record. Gene Ontology annotation, molecular function: mRNA binding; RNA helicase activity; ATP binding. Lineage: Eukaryota; Viridiplantae; Streptophyta; Lycopodiopsida; Selaginellales; Selaginellaceae. The transcript is spliced from 7 exons. Bases 18 to 1223 code for a protein of 401 amino acids. Gene Ontology annotation, cellular component: nucleolus; catalytic step 2 spliceosome.
UUCCUCCGAGCUAGGUCAUGGCGGCGGUGCGGCGCGGCGGGAACGAAGAUGGCGACCAGCACGUCGUCUUCGAGACGAGCGCCGGCGUCGAGGCGAUCACGCAGUUUGAGAAGAUGGGGAUCAACGAGAGCCUUCUCAGAGGUGUGUUUGAGUAUGGAUUCGAGCGGCCGUCGGCGAUCCAGCAGAGGGCGCUCAUUCCGAUCAUGAGGGGCCGGGAUGUCAUAGCUCAAGCGCAAUCCGGCACAGGCAAGACAUCCAUGAUCGGCAUUGCGGUGAAUCAGCUCAUUGACACUAGCGUGAGAGAGGUCCAAGCGCUAGUUCUCUCGCCGACACGCGAGCUUGCCGACCAGACUGCCAAGGUCGUUCUAACACUGGGCAGCCACAUGAACGUUCAAGCUCAUACGUGUAUCGGCGGUAAGAGUUUUAGCGAAGACAUUAGAAAGCUCGAGCACGGAGUUCAUGUCGUGUCUGGAACCCCGGGUCGUGUCUACGACAUGCUCAAGCGCCGGACUUUCAGGACGAGACACGUCAAGAUUUUAGUUCUGGACGAAUCAGAUGAAAUGCUCAGCAGGGGAUUCAAAGAGCAAAUCAUCGAUUGCUAUCGCUACUUACCUCCGGAUCUACAAGUGGUCCUUGUUUCCGCUACUCUACCGCAUGAGAUUCUUGAGAUGACCAACAAGUUCAUGACUGAUCCUGUUCGCAUCCUUGUCAAACGUGAUGAGUUGACGCUAGAGGGAAUCAAGCAGUUCUUCGUGGCUGUCGAGAAGGAGGAGUGGAAGUUUGACACGCUGUGCGACCUCUACGACACACUCACCAUUACCCAGGCCGUGAUCUUUUGCAACACGAAAAGGAAGGUGGAGUGGCUGUCGGAGAAGAUGCGGAGCAGCAACUUUACCGUGUCGUCGAUGCACGGAGAGAUGCCGCAGAAAGAAAGGGAUACCAUCAUGAAGGAGUUUCGUGAGGGACAAACGCGGGUGCUCAUCACAACCGAUGUCUGGGCUCGGGGUCUGGAUGUACAACAGGUCUCUCUGGUGAUCAACUACGAUCUUCCAAACAGCCGAGAGUUGUACAUUCACAGGAUUGGACGCUCUGGACGGUUCGGCAGAAAGGGAGUAGCGAUCAAUUUCGUGAAGAACGAUGACAUUCGAAUCCUCCGAGAUAUCGAGCAAUACUACAGCACACAAGUCGAUGAAAUGCCAAUGAAUGUGGCCGACUUGAUAUGAGCGAGGCGAAAGAAGCUUACACUACUUUAACAAACUGGGCUUCCUCUCUUUUGUAAUUUUACUGUGAAGAAUUUUGUACUAGUUAGAGCUAAA